This is a messenger RNA of Closterium sp. NIES-67, 1317 nucleotides long. The record is from the annotation of a GenBank genome assembly. Lineage: Eukaryota; Viridiplantae; Streptophyta; Zygnematophyceae; Desmidiales; Closteriaceae.
AGCAAAAGGGCAAAACCCAAUCCUAAGGCGGCCUCUUUAGCACUAGGUAGUAUACUGCUGUUCCUAAAACGGAACUCCUCGCGCAACGAGAACAUAAGGUGAUAGCCGCUGCUUCAGCAAAGAGCUUCCGUCAUUCGCGCAUUGCCUCGUUGGCGCCGCGAUGGCCGUCGAGGCGGACGCGAGGGAUCCGUCGAGUAACCUGCCGCGAGAGGACGAGGCGGAGGACGAGGGUAGCUUUUUCGAGGCGUCGUUAUUCGUCGACACAAGCUACGUCCUCCACUCGUUCUCGUUCAAUGACAUCCACGUGCCUCUUUACUGCCUUGCUGCCGCCACCACGGAUUACGACCUGACAGGGCAGAUAGUGUGGCCUGGAGCAACCAUCCUCGCAGAAUAUCUCACAGCGCGCCCAGACGUGGUGGCUGGCAAGACUGUGAUAGAGGUGGGCGCCGGCACGGGCCUGGCAGGGCUCAUGUGCGCGCACCUGGGGAGCAGAGCGGUGACGCUGACGGACCACAACAGCGAGGUGCUGCAGGUGGUGCAGCGCAACGCCGACCACCACACGCAGCUCUUCGCACACAGUUCAGGCUGUGAACCCCAGGCUGCCCCCUCCCUGGAGUGCGCUGAGCUGGAGUGGGCCUCCCAGAAGCACCUGGAAGCCAUUCUCGCCGCCCAUCCCACUGGAUUCGACAUUGUCAUUGGUGCUGACAUAUGCUACCAGCAGUGCCAUGUGCCGCCUCUCUUCACAUGCAUCAAGUCGCUCCUGUCAGCCCGCCAGCAUGCCAUAUCAGCUGGAAGUCUACCCCCCUCACAACCCAACACGAUUAGCGAUCCCCGCCCUUCUCUUGAGCCGGUUCUCAAUGCGGCACAGGAGUCCUUUGCCUCUGAUGGCUUGCAGAAUCAGACCAGCCUGCCUCCCAGCUGUUUCAUUCUUGCCUACGUGGAGAGGCAUCUCAGCACAACAAGGGUGGUUUGGGAAGCUGCAAGAGCCCGUGGGUUGCAUUUGGAGGUUAUUGAAGGAACAGAAAGGAUGGCACCAGAUGGAUUUCACCAUGCUAGGAUAUAUAAGGCAACCUUAGCUUCACAGUGUUGAUUUAUUUUGUUCAAUCUUCGCACGCUUCGCUACUACGCGGAAUGCGUGGUAUCAAUGUCGCGUACAGCUUCUGGCAGGCGCGAAUUCUUCCCCAUCCUCACAGAUUUGAGUUUUGUCUUGCUAGUGCGCAAUACCCGUGCAACUGGCAUUUUUAACCUAGGUGUCUAGAUCUACUGGUAGUGACUAUUGCACACGCAUGUGGUCUUGGCAUAUUUCAAAUAGUGACA